This is a messenger RNA of Cygnus atratus (black swan), 2541 nucleotides long. It is a transcript of the gene PHF6, whose product is annotated as PHD finger protein 6. The coding region runs from base 336 to 1433 and encodes 365 amino acids. Gene Ontology annotation, cellular component: nucleus. The transcript is spliced from 11 exons. NCBI's taxonomy places the organism in Eukaryota, Metazoa, Chordata, Aves, Anseriformes, Anatidae. The record is from RefSeq and is a predicted model, not a curated record.
GCGGAGCCGGCGUGCUCCCGCCUCGCGCGCCAAUCGGGCGCCGCCCCGCAGCGUCGCGCCGCCUCAGCCCCAGCGCGCCGUGCGUGCGUGCGUGCGUGCGUCCUCCCGCUCGUGCGUGCGUGCGUGCGUGCGUGCGUGCUUGCGCUCGGCGGCGGCGGCGGCGGCGGCGCAGCGUCCCCUGCCCCGAAUGAAAGGGCCGGUCCCGGCCAGGCAGCGGCCCUGAGCGACCGGCGGCCGCGGGGGGCGGGCCGCGCCCAGCCGCUCCUCUCCCCGCCGCCACACCCGCCGCACGGCAUUGAUAGGAGUGAAGUGGCAUUCUAAGGUCAUUUAAAAUCAUGACAAGCUCGGUUGGACAGAAAAAAGUCUCUUCAAGACAAAGGAAGUGUGGUUUUUGUAGAUCUAAUAAAGAUAAUGAAUGUGGACAAUUAUUGAUGUCAGAAAACCAGAAGGUGGCAGCACAUCACAAAUGUAUGCUGUUUUCAUCUGCACUGGUAUCUUCACACACUGAUAAUGAGAGUCUGGGUGGAUUCUCUAUUGAGGAUAUUCAGAAAGAAAUAAAGAGAGGCACUAAAUUGAUGUGUUCUUUAUGCCAUUGUCCUGGAGCAACCAUCGGUUGUGACGUGAAGACAUGUCACAAGACAUAUCACUACUACUGUGCUUUGCAUGAUAAAGCUCAGAUAAGAGAGAAACCCUCACAAGGCAUUUACAUGAUUUUAUGUCGAAAACACAAGAAAACUACGCAUAACUCUGAAGCAGAUUUAGAAGAAAGUAUCAAUGAACAUGAGUUGGAGCCUUCACCUCCCAAAGGAAAAAGGAGGGGUCGUAAGGGAAAGCCAAGAAAAACAAAUUUAAAAGGGCAAUCAGAAGACACUAGAUCCACGUCCUCACAUGGCACAGACGAAAUAGAAAGCAGUUCCUAUAGAGACAGGUCUCCCCACAGAAGCAGCCCCAGUGAUACAAAACCUAAAUGUGGAUUCUGUCAUGCAGGUGAAGAAGAAAAUGAAGCUAGAGGAAAGCUUCAUAUAUUUAAUGCCAAAAAGGCUGCAGCACACUAUAAGUGCAUGUUGUUCUCUUCUGGCACUGUCCAGCUAACAACAACAUCAAGGGCAGAGUUUGGUGAUUUUGAUAUCAAAACUGUUCUUCAAGAAAUCAAGAGAGGAAAAAGAAUGAAAUGCACACUUUGCAGCCAGCCUGGUGCUACUAUUGGGUGUGAAAUUAAAGCCUGCAUAAAAACAUACCAUUACCACUGUGGAGUAGAAGACAAAGCUAAAUACAUUGAGAAUAUGUCACGAGGAAUUUAUAAACUCUAUUGUAAAAACCAUAGUGGAAAUGAUGAAAGAGAUGAAGAGGAUGAAGAAAGAGAAAGCAAAAGCCGUGGGAAAUCAGGCACUGACCAUAACGACAUUCCUCAGCAGCAGCUCAAUGGAAACUAGAUCUGCGAUCGUGCUAUACCAAGAAAGGACUGUACCAAGGAAGGACAGGCAUCAGAAGGGUAUUGUUCAAAUUACUUGAGGAUACAGCUGGUGUAAUGCCAGAGUCCCAAGGCAUGAUCAAACACCAUAGCAGUAAGCUGUGCUAUCACUCCAUUUCAAGGAAGGGCAAAAGGCCGGUUCAAUACCAACAUCUGUGUAGCUAAGUAGGAUGAAAUAGAUUAGGUGACCAAAAUAUCUGCUUAUUCAGCAGGUGUUGAUCCACAGGAGGUUCUAUGAUAAAGCUCCAGUAGGAGUUGUACCAGCAUAACUCCUGGAGGGCAGCAAUAAGUCCACCAUCUACACUCCGCAAAGUCUGAUCUUUAGGUACAAAGAGCUGUGCUGAUCUAGAAUGAUGUGAUUAGACUGAAUCUGACUCUAAAUUUCUGCUAUCAGUAUACAGGAAAUGUAGUGUUAAGUAAGAGGCCUUGCUUCUUACUGCUGCCUAAAUGAAGAAUAACUUUACACUGAAGCAGAGUGAGAGAUGAAGGGGUGAUAAUGUAUUUGAAAUAUCAGACUUAUCUGGCAGGCGAUAAUCAGUUCACUCCAAAAACGUUAAUGUGCUGAAUCAGAUUGACAAGAAAAUGAAUCCUAAUUAGUUGAAAUUAAUCCGAAGAGAACUGAAAGUACAUCAUAGCAAAUAGUAACUUCCAUAUCACAAGGAACAGAUUCCACUGUAUUAGUGAUGGAGGUUUAUAAAAAAAAAAAAAAAGAAAAAACCAGAAUACAGCUCUUAAUUUAUAUACUUAUUGAAGCAGAUUCUAUAUAUGCAUAUGUAUGCACAUUCAUUAAUCAGCAGUACAUCUCAACCCUUAAAAGAUCCUGGAGAACUGUUGCUUGUCAAAAAGCACUCAGGUUAGGCUAACACUUGCAGCUUUUGCUCUAGCAUACAUUUACAUUAGGUGUAAAGACAAGGAAUGUGUAAAAGAGGGUAAAUGCAUUCCUAUCUACAAUGUUAUGUAUAUUUUGUUCCUGUUAUAUUGGCUUUACUUCCAAAGUUGUAGUUUGCAGUAUUAGUUUCUUUUUAUUGGUAUCCUUGCAUAUAUAUAUAUAUUCAAUAAAUGAGUUAUGA